GUUCGAGUUACCACUAUGGAUGCGGAGCUGGAGUUUGCUAUCCAGCCCAACACUACCGGCAAACAGCUAUUUGACCAGGUGGUUAAGACAAUAGGCUUGCGUGAAGUAUGGUACUUUGGUCUUCAGUAUAUGGACAACAAAGCAUUUCCGACUUGGCUGAAACUUGAUAAAAAGGUCUCUGCUCAGGAAGUCAAAAAGGAAAAUCCCCUCCAGUUCAAAUUCCGUGCCAAGUUCUUCCCUGAAGAUGUGUCUGAGGAGCUGAUCCAGGACAUCACCCAGAAGCUGUUCUUCCUGCAAGUGAAGGAAGGGAUCCUCAGCGAUGAAAUCUACUGCCCACCUGAAACAGCAGUUCUUCUUGGCUCGUAUGCUGUGCAAGCCAAAUUUGGAGACUACAAUAAAGAAUUACACAAGUCUGGGUACCUCAAUUCAGAACGCCUGAUCCCUCAACGAGUAAUGGACCAGCACAAACUUUCCAGAGAGCAGUGGGAAGAACGGAUUCAGGUCUGGCAUGCUGAACAUGGUGGAAUGCUCAAAGAGAAUGCAAUGCUGGAAUAUCUAAAGAUUGCCCAAGACUUGGAGAUGUAUGGAAUCAACUACUUUGAAAUCAAGAAUAAGAAAGGAACAGACUUGUGGCUGGGAGUAGAUGCACUGGGCCUGAAUAUUUAUGAGAAGGAUGAUAAAUUGACCCCAAAGAUUGGCUUUCCCUGGAGUGAAAUCAGAAACAUCUCUUUCAAUGACAAAAAGUUUGUUAUAAAACCUAUUGACAAGAAGGCACCUGACUUUGUGUUCUAUGCACCUCGUCUAAGAAUUAACAAGAGGAUCCUGCAGCUGUGCAUGGGUAACCAUGAGCUGUACAUGCGCCGCAGGAAGCCUGACACCAUUGAGGUCCAACAGAUGAAAGCCCAGGCCCGUGAGGAGAAACACCAGAAACAGUUGGAGAGGCAACAGUUAGAAAGUGAAAAGAAGAAGAGAGAGACCAUUGAAAAAGAGAAGGAGCAGAUGUUGAGGGAGAAAGAGGAGCUGAUGUUGAGACUGCAAGAGUAUGAACUAAAGACCAAGAAGGCUGAGAAAGAGCUCUCAGAUCAGAUCCAAAAAGCUAUGCAGCUUGAGGAGGAGAGGAGGCGAGCAGAGAAGGAAGCUGAACGUCUGGAGGCCGAGCGCUUGGCUGCUCUCCAAGCCAAGGAAGAGCUGGAGAAGCAAACUGUUGACCAGAUGAAGAGCCAGGAACAGCUGGCUACAGAACUUGCAGAAUAUACAGCCAAGAUUGCUCUUCUGGAAGAGGCAAGGAAGCGUAAAGAGAAUGAGGUUGAAGAAUGGCAACACAGGGCCAGGGAAGCCCAAGAUGACCUAGUGAAGACAAAAGAAGAGCUACAUUUGGUAAUGACUGCCCCACCUCCACCGCCAGCCCCUGUCUAUGAGCCAGUGAAUUACCAUGUCCAUGAUAACUUGCAUGAUGAAGGAACAGAAUAUUCAGGCUACAGUGCAGAGUUCUCAAGUGAAGGCAUCUUGGAUGAUCGCAAUGAAGAGGAACGCACUACUGAAGCAGAGAAGAAUCAGCGUGUUCAGAAGCAGUUGAUGACCCUGACAGAUGAGCUGGCCCAGGCCAGGGAUGAAAACAAGAGAACCCACAACGACAUGAUCCACACAGAAAACAUGCGACAGGGACGUGACAAGUACAAGACGCUGAGGCAGAUCCGACAGGGCAACACCAAGCAGAGAAUCGAUGAAUUUGAGGCCAUGUAA
Messenger RNA from Emys orbicularis (European pond turtle), 1743 nucleotides. It is a transcript of the gene EZR, whose product is annotated as ezrin. The record is from RefSeq and is a predicted model, not a curated record. Gene Ontology annotation, cellular component: plasma membrane; apical part of cell; filopodium. Gene Ontology annotation, molecular function: cell adhesion molecule binding; actin binding. The transcript has 12 exons. Gene Ontology annotation, biological process: regulation of organelle assembly; positive regulation of early endosome to late endosome transport; positive regulation of protein localization to early endosome. Lineage: Eukaryota; Metazoa; Chordata; Testudines; Emydidae. The coding region runs from base 16 to 1743 and encodes 575 amino acids.